UCAGACGCAAGUUUUAAGAAAAUCCAUGAAGCAUGUAGAAAAAUAUUGUUAUAAGACUAUACUUAGAGAAAGUGCACACAAAAAAAGAAGACUAUACUUAGAGAAAAAUAAAGCAAAAUUAAAUACCAUGUCAUGGAAUGAAAGCCUGAAAGAUGACCGACUUGGUUGAGAGCUCUUCUCCAUUGGGAAACCCUCCCCUGUUCCAUUUCUUGAUCUUCGUACUUCUGAAACACAACAGCGAAGCUUCCUGUCUGGUUUCUGACGUCCGUAGGUUCGACUCCGUAAAACAUUGGAACCACUUGAAUAUGAUUAGCACCGUGAAGCUCCAUUAUCAAUCGAAGCUCCUCCAAGCACCAUUUCGAGGUAGCAUAGUUCUUUGAGAUGACUACAACAGCGAACCACGAAGUCUUUAUGGCUUCAGUGAGUUGGUCUGAAAUGUUGUCACCUGCCUCCAGCCUCCGAUCGUCUCUAAAAGUAAAGAUACCCUCGCGACAAAGAGCUUCGUACAAAUAGCUGACGAUUGUGCGCCGAGUGUCUUCCCCUCGGAAGCUGAGGAAGACAUCAUAGUUCCUGACACGAGUUGACAAGACUGAGGACGAGGAGGAGGAAGCCAUGGACGGAGAGAAAAUGUUAUCCAAAGAAGGAAAAAAUAGUGUUUUUAAUAUUAUAACGACUUGCAGAGGGGAUAAUAGAGCAUCCUCUUGUUGACUUUUACGUGCUCCAUAGACUUAUACAAAGCCACAAACGUCGUAUUCACCAUGAUCGAAACUAGUUGGCAUUAAACAGCAAUUGGACAAUUAAUCUAGAACGCAACGUUUGCUAUGUGCUAAUGGAGACUUUCCCUCUGUUCCAAAACUUCUUCUCUUCUUCCUUUGAGAGAUCUCUUUAGAGAAAGACAAUCUAAACCACUUUGCUAAAUGUCUGCCUCUUCUUCAUCUUUUAUCUCCAAUUUUGAUGUCUUCCUAAGUUUCAGCGCAGAAGAAGACACUGCCAAAGCUUUUGUCACAGAUCUUUACGUUUCAUUGUCAGAGAAAGGCAUUCCAACUUACUACAAAGAGGAGGAGGGAGGCUCAUCUUCGGGUCAUGACCUAAGGAAAUGUAUUAGAGAUUCAAAACUAGCCGUUGUGGUGGUCUCGCAAAGCUACCCAACCUCUGUUUUGUGCCUGAACGAGCUCCAGACGAUACUAAAUUUCCACGACGAAGGUCAACUCUCCGUCCUGCUCAUCUUCUAUGGAGUGAAUACUUCGAAUAUAAGAAAACAGACUGGAGAAUACGCAGAACCUUUCAGAAAACUUGGUGAAGAGUAUUCAGCUGAGAAGGUUCAAUCAUGGAGGAUGGAUCUUGCCAAACUCACCGGUUUCUCCGGCCUGGAUUCACGUUUUUGGAGCAACGAAGGAGAGAUGGUCAAUUUGAUUACAAGUGAAAUAUUACUUGUUAUUUCAAAUAAGCCAAUUAGUCCAUCAACAUUCAAAGCAGAUGGACCUGUCGCAAUGGAUCGUCAUAUGCAUGCAUUAUAUGAGUUGCUGGAUUUAAAUUACGACAAGGAAGUUCGCUUGGUCGGGAUAUGUGGCCCAGGAGGCGUUGGCAAGACGACACUAGCGAGAUAUGCAUACGAAGAAAUGUCUGUCAGUUUCCAUGUCCAUAUGUUUGUUGACAACUCCGAAAAGAACUAUCACCAAGACCAUCAAGAAACAUUCACAUCGAGAGAGAUUCAAGGAGAAGCUCAAACUGAUGUCAUCAAAUCGGAGCUUGGACAGAGAAGAGGUCUGCUUGUUAUUGAUUCCGUGGAUAACCUCCAACAGUUGAAGGACAUAGCAGAGAUCGUUGGCUGGUUUGGUUCAGGGAGCAGAGUCAUCUUUGUUACACAAGAAAAGAGUUUGUUAGAAGAAGUUGGUGUGGAGCAUGUCUAUGAACUCCAGUCUCUGAGAUACGAUGAAGCUCUCCAACUCUUUUGCCGAUAUGCUUUCGACCAGCAACACCCUCCUACUAGUUUUGAAUCACUCGCUCUUCGUGCUGUCCAGGUUGCCUGUUUCCUUCCUCUGGCUCUUACAAUCCUCGGUUCAUCUUUACAUGGCAAGGAUGAAAGGACUUGGGAGGAGGAGCUGCAGAAACUCGAAGGUGACCAAGAGAAAAAUAUGACAAAUUCUUGUUUAGGAUCAAAAGUAAGUUGAUUUUAUUGAUGAAUAAGCUUGGUUUAUAUACCAAGAUAAGCUAAGUCAUAACAGGAAAAUCAUAAAGAACCUAAAUAGAAUAGGAAAAACAUAUUAAAGCUUAUCUAAAUCUAGUUUAUAUGAUUCCUAAUUGAUAUAGGAAUCAUACUCCAAUACCCCCCC
Messenger RNA from Eruca vesicaria subsp. sativa (arugula), 2333 nucleotides. The record is from the annotation of a GenBank genome assembly. Lineage: Eukaryota; Viridiplantae; Streptophyta; Magnoliopsida; Brassicales; Brassicaceae.